CGUCAUGUGGUACAAUGUUACUAGAUCACGAUAGUCUGUUUUUCGGGUCUACACUUUGCCGGUGUUUAGUGACGUUGUUAGUGAUCACAUGACUUUGAACCAAUCACGUAAUCGAAAAUCUCUUUACCAAGGAAGAGGGCAAGCGAUUAAAUUUGAAUCGCUUGAUAUAUUUACUAGUUUAAGUGAGGGACAGCGGAGUUUGUCGUCUUGUGCUGAAGGAAAGAUGAAGGGAAUUAUUCUAUUCACACUUUUGACCAUCUGGUCAAAUGUAGAUUGUACGCCGUGCUCAUAUUCUCCAUCGCAGUGGUGUACCUCUGUGGACUCAGCCAUCGAAUGUGGGGUAAGAUAAAUUCUUCUCGGAAUUAAAUGGAUACAAUGUUUUGGUAACACUGCAUGAAAACUAUAAUUUUGAUAUCAUGGAUGGCCAGUCCUUGCAUCCAUAGCUAUGUCUAUGAAUUUGAGUGUGGUUUAAUUUCUCCAGCCACAUACCUCAGACUUUUACCGAAACGGGUGCGUUUCAACUUUCAACUUUUUGUACAUUAAAAAUAAUAUUAAAAUAUAAUAUCAACACCCAUAAACUUUUUCUCUUCCAUAGGUCCUGAUUGACAUAUCAUAUCUAGACCCUAUUUAGGCCUACUAAAUAUUCAACCAAACUCACUCUGUGUGUGUGUGUGUGUAUUAACUUGUAUGGCUUUACUGUAAAGUCGUAUUACUUUUCUUGUGGCAGGUUCUGAAGCAGUGCCUGGAAGCCAAUGCCACCAAGCCCAACGCACCGGUGCAACCAGUGCAGGUGGAGCUGUACUUUGAGAGUAUGUGCCCAGGAUGCAGGUUUUUCCUCACCUCACAGCUCCUUCCCACAUGGACCAUGUUGCAGGACAUCAUGAGUGUCACACUGGUGCCCUACGGAAAUGCACAGGUACGUACUAUACAGUAGGCUAGAAAUGAUGAUGCUUGUCUCAUGUAUUAUGAUACUUGCUUGGAUAUUGCUUAGACAACGUAGUUAUCAGUGAAUGGAGUUGAGGAAUUGUGUGUUUAGUAAAAAUAAUUUUUGUUUGUCUCACUACAGGAAUCUUUUGAUGGGAAGCAGUAUCGGUUCACCUGCCAGCACGGUGAGGAGGAAUGUCUUGGCAACAUGAUCGAGGUGAGAUUUUGGUAACACUUUAUUUUACAGCCCACUGUUUACCAGGUAGUUACUUGGAAAUGACUUAUUAAAACUAUAAUUACCUAAAAAUUGCAUAGCAAUUACACUUUGGUUUCUCUGAGAUUCAUUGACGUAAGUACCAGAAAGUAUCCAUUGUCACCACAUAGCUUCCUAGUUAAUACCAUGUUAAUACCAGGUAAGUACCAGCUUAAACCGGGCUGUAACAUGAAGCGUUACAGAAAGAAAAAAAAUCUGCAAACUUGACACCAGCGACAUUGUUUUAAACCUUUUUCAUCUUCCCCUCUCUCUCCAGACCUGUAUAUUGAAUAUUACAGGAAGCAAAGCAUUCCAGAUCAUCUACUGCAUGGAGGCCUCCACUGAUGUAGUUAAAGCGGGAGAGAAGGUGAGUGACAUUAACUCUUACCUUCUUUCUCUCAACACAAGACCAUGAAAAGACCACACCUCAAACAAUAUACAGCACCCCCUAUUUUUAUUCAAAUACCUCUGAGAAAUAUGAACAAAAAGAGGCUGAAAUUAAAUCCAAAAAUUAUAAUACAGAAUCACUUUUUGCACUUGGUGAUUAAUGAUAUGUUCUGCUCACAUGUGGUAGUGUAAGGGUAUGGCUGGAGGGCAAGAUAAGAUAUGACCGGAUGGCAUUGUAAAUAUGAGGAUACUUGGAAAUAAUGAUAAUAAUAAUGUUCUGACCACCUGUCCCCUUGACAGUGUGUGGCGCUCUAUGACCCGAACACCAAGUGGGACAGCAUCAUGACCUGUGUGAAGGGAGACCAGGGGAAUCAGCUGAUGCAUCAGAACGCAGUGAAGACUGGUGCUCUGAAGCCAGCCCACAACUAUGUGCCUUGGAUUGUCAUAAAUGGGGUUAGUUCACUGAGGCUAAAUAUGCUUGUUGUAUGUGUCAGCAAGUUUACUGUAUUACUAACUGCUACUAGCAAAGUCUGUCACAUUCGACAAAGUUUAUUGCCUCGAUUGUUAUAUCUGGAAUCUUCUUUCAGGAGCACACCGAUGACCUUCAGGACAAAGCAAUGUCUUCACUCUUCACUCUGAUCUGCAGCAUGUGGAAGGUAAGUUUUACCAUUCCAGUUUUAACAGUGUUAUGUCCUAUCGAUCAUGUCCAUUCUUCCCUCCUUGUUUCUAUACAGUAUAUUUGGAAAGUAUUCAGACCUCUUCCCUUUUUCCACAUUUUGUUACAUUACAGCCUUAUUCUAAAAUCGAUUAAAUAAAUACAAAUCGUCAUCAAGCUACACACAAUACCUAAUAACGACAAAGCGAAAACAGGUUUUUAGAAUGUUUUGUUAAUUUAUUAAAAAUAAAAAACAGAAAUACCUUAUUUACAUAAGUAUUCAGACCCUUUGCUAUGAGACUCGAAUUUGAGCUCAGGUGCAUCCUGUUUCCAUUGAUCAUCCUUGAGAUGUUUCUCCAACUUGAUUGGAGUCCACCUGUGGUAAAUUCAAUUGAUUGGCCUCCAUCGUUCUUAAAUGGAAGAAGUUUGGAACCACCAAGACUCUUCCUAGAGCUGGCUGCCCGGCCAAACUGAGCAAUCUGGGGAGAAGGGCCUUGGUCAGGGAGGUGACCAAGAACCUAAUGGUCACUCUGACAGAGCUCCAGAGUUCCUCUGUGGAGAUGGGAGAACCUUCCAGAAGGACAACCAUCUCUGCAGCACUCCAUGAAUUCUCUGGUCUGAUGAAACCAAGAUUCAACUCUUUGGCCUGAAUGCCAAGCAUCACGUCUGGAGGAAACCUGGCAGGGAGGGACUGGGAGACUAGUCAGAAUCAAGGCAAAGAUGAACGGAGCAAAGUACAGAGAGAUCCUUGAUGAAAACCUGCUCCAGAGCGCUCAGGAACUCAGACUGGGGCAAAGGUUCACCUUCCAACAGGACAACGACCCUAAGCACACAGCCAAGACAAUGCAGGAGUGGCUUCGGGACAAGUCUCUGAAUGUCCUUGAGUGGCCCAGCCAGAUCCCGGACUUGAACCCGAUCGAACAUCUCUGGAGUGACCUGAAAAUAGCUGUGCAGCGAUGCUCCCCAUCCCCACGACAAAGCUUGAGAGGAUCUGCAGAGAAGAAUUGGAGAAACUCCCCAAAUACAGGUGUGCCAAGCUUGUAGCAUCAUACCCAAGAAGAAUCGAGGCUGUAAUCGCUGCCAAAGGUACUUCAACAAAGUACUGAGUAAAGGGUCUGAAUACUCAUGUAAAUGUUAUAUUUCCAUUUUUUAUUUAUUUUAUAAAUUUGCAAACAUUUCUAAAAACCUGUUUUUGCUUUGUCAUUAUGGGGUAUUGUGUGUAGAUUGAUGAGGGGGAAAAAACAAUUUAAUCCAUUUUCGAAUAAGGCUGUAACGUAACAAAAUGUGGAAAAAGUCAAGGGGUCUGAAUAAUAAUAAUAUAAUAUGCCAUUUAGCAGACGCUUUUAUCCAAAGCGACUUACAGUCAUACUUUCCGAAUGCACUGUGCAUAGUCUUCCUGUCUAUAGAAACCAAUGACAAAGAUCAAAUGAUUAGAAUGAGUAUAGACUUUGCAGAGACUGUACUAUAGAUAGUAAUUCAGUCACCCUAUGAAGUUGGUAUUUGUUGACACCUUUCUCCACCAGAGUGUGCUGUGAGAAUAAGAUUUCUAAAGUAUGCUCUGUCAUACUCUCCUUUAGGGGCCCAAGCCUGAAGCCUGCGGUGCAGCUCGGAUGAAACGACACAGAAGUUACUGCCAUGACGAGUAAAUCAUCUACUUCUCACCAUACCGCAAUAUGCCUUAGUGUUCAACUUGAAUGACCAAAUAGGGAUGGUAAAUCUGAACUUUUACAUUUGUUUGACACACUAUCAAUAAUGUUUUAACCUGGUUUGACUGUCAGUAUCACAUAGUUCUUCAGAUAAUCAAGAAAAGGGACGUCAUGUGCUGUAUCAUUGCUCAAUGAAUGAGCCUUCUGUGGAAUGAGCUAUGUGAAAUAAACUCUGAUAGCAAUCUAUUUUUAUAAACGGAUGAAAUUAAAGGAAACUAUUUUAAAAGGACUGCCUUCAUUAAAUUUGCAUUUUAUGUUGAAUGUGAUCUGUGGUCCUCUGUAGCUCAAUUGG
Molecule: messenger RNA, 4217 nt
Organism: Coregonus sp. 'balchen'
Lineage: Eukaryota; Metazoa; Chordata; Actinopteri; Salmoniformes; Salmonidae
Source: the annotation of a GenBank genome assembly